AUGUCGCAGUCUUAUCCUCAGCCCGGCGUCCCGGGACAGGAUGGAUAUGGCCAAGCACCACUUGCAGGGCAACCCGUCGAAAGCUACCAGACAACAGCCGCACCCGGGGUGCCGUCUGCGCCAACGCCAACCGCAGGACAUCCUGCUGGAGGCCGGAAGAAGCGUGCAUAUGCUGGACAGGCGUAUGAGUUCGGCGCUGGAGCCAAUGCUGCCCUGGGAGGUCAGGAACAAGCGGGUGGUGCAUACUCUGCAUACUCUGCGCAACAAGACGCAGCUGGUUAUCCUCAGGGAGGGUAUCAACAGAAUCCUGCCGCAGUCCAACAAAGCGCAACGCCUCUGUAUCCUGGUCAGGAGCCGGCGACAUUGGGUGGUUAUCAACCUCCGGCCCCAGGAUACCCUGCAGGUGGCGUACCCAGCUUGACGCAGCAAUUCGGUCAAGUCGACAUCAAUCAAAAGCCUCCUGUCGCCGCAGCCCCCCAGCAACAGCAGCGAGCUCCGGUAUUGAACCAGCUGUACCCUACAGACUUGUCGAACCAGCCUCUCAAUGUUGCGGAGCUGGACUACCCACCUCCUCCAGCUAUUCUUCCGCCCAACACAAGUGUGACCCCUUCACCCUAUGCCAACUGUCCGCCGAAGUACGUUCGGUCGACUUUGAAUGCCGUCCCCACAACGCAUUCUCUCCUCAAAAAGUCUAAAUUGCCGUUCGCUCUCGUUAUACAACCGUAUACCUCUUUACACGACGUGGAAGAUCCUGUGCCAAUUGUGCCGGACCAAGUCAUAUCUCGUUGCAGACGUUGUCGAUCAUAUAUCAACCCCUUUGUGACAUUCCUAGACCAUGGCCAUCGAUGGCGAUGUAACAUGUGCAAUCUCACCAACGAUGUGCCUCAAGCCUUUGACUGGGAUGCGGCAGCUCAAAAAAGCCUCGACAGAUGGCAAAGACCUGACCUGAACCAUGCUGUCGUCGAAUACAUCGCCCCUCAGGAAUACAUGGUCCGCCCCCCUCAGCCGCUUGUCUACCUCUUCCUGUUGGAUGUGAGCUACGCUGCGGUGACUAGCGGCCUCCUGGCGACGACUGCUAGAUGCAUUCGAGAGAGUUUGGACCGAAUUCCGAACGCCGAUCGGCGAACAAGACUCGGAUUUAUUGCCGUGGAUUCAAGCCUUCACUUCUUCAACAUUCCUCGUGAUGGGACCGAGAAUGCCCAGACCACUAUGCUUGUUGUCAGUGACCUUGAGGAUGCGUUCUUGCCCACACCGGCCGAUUUGCUCGUCACUCUCUCAGAAUGCCGGGAAAACAUCGAGAACUUCCUGGACAAGCUUCAGGAAAUGUUUCAAAAUACGCAGAACGGUGCUUCGGCAAUGGGUUCGGCGCUUCGAGCAGGUCAUAAGCUCAUAGGACCCGUUGGUGGAAAGAUGACCGUGGUGACGGCUUCGCUCCCCAACAUUGGGCAGGGCAAGCUUGAUAUGCGCGAGGACAAGAAGCUGUUGGGCACAUCUAAGGAAAGUAGCUUGUUGCAGACCGCAAACAGCUUCUACAAGAGUUUUGCGGUCGAAUGCUCGAAGCAGCAGAUCUCGGUUGACAUGUUUCUAUUCUCGUCACAGUAUCAGGAUGUCGCUUCACUAAGCAAUCUUCCUAGAUAUACCGGUGGGCAGACCUACUUCUAUCCAGGUUGGAAUGCUGCUCGUGAGGAGGACGCCAUCAAAUUUGCGAAAGAAUUCUCGGAUUAUUUGUCGUCCGAGAUUGGACUUGAGGCAGUUCUCCGUGUCAGAGCGACCACUGGGUUGAGGAUGAGCACGUUUUACGGCAACUUCUUUAACCGCAGCUCCGAUCUCUGUGCGUUCCCGGCAUUUCCCAGAGACCAAAGCUACGUGGUGGAAGUGGCAAUUGACGAAACUAUCACCAAGCCAGUGGUCUGCAUGCAGACCGCUGUCUUGCACACAACCUGCAACGGCGAACGACGUAUUCGAGUGAUGACUUUGGCCCUCCCAACCACGCAACAGCUGGCCGACAUCUACGCGUCUGCGGACCAACAAGCUAUCACGGCAUAUUUCAGUCACAAAGCUGUGGAACGAGUCCUAAGCGGCGGACUUGACAGCGCACGUGACAUGAUACAGAGCAAAGUAGUGGAACUCCUGGCCACCUACAAGAAAGAGCUUGCUGGCGGUAGCAUGGGUGGAGGUGGACUACAGUUCCCAGCCAACCUGCGUGCGCUUCCUGUCUUGUUCCUUGCUUUGACCAAGCACUUGGGCCUGAGGAGAUCGUCUCAAAUCCCCAGUGACAUGAGGUCGGCAGCCUUAUGUCUGCUGUCAACACUGCCCUUGCCUCUGCUGAUCCAGUACCUGUACCCAAAGAUGUUCUCUCUGCACGACAUGCCGGAUGAUGCAGGAACCGUGGAUGAGAAGACAGGCGAGAUUAUUCUUCCGCCUCCACUCAAUAUGUCGUCUGAGCGGAUUGUACCAUAUGGACUCUAUUUGAUUGACGACGGCCAGACGCAGUUCCUCUGGGUGGGCCGUGAUGCUGUUCCACAGCUGGUCAUGGACGUCUUCGGGCUGCCGGACAAGAGCCAGCUGAAGGUUGGAAAACAGCGGUUGCCCGAGCUGGACAAUGAUUUUAGCGAGAGAGUUAGAGCGGUCGUCUCCAAAAGCCGUGAUCACAGGUCAAAAGGGGUGGGAAGUAUUGUCGUGCCUCAUCUCUAUGUGGUAAAAGAGGACGGUGAACCAGGAUUAAGAUUGUGGGCACAGACGAUGCUUGUGGAAGACAGGGCAGACCAAGGGGUCAGCCUUCAACAGUGGAUGGGGAUGUUGCGCGAAAAGGUACAGUAA
Messenger RNA from Capronia epimyces CBS 606.96, 2820 nucleotides. Its product is annotated as protein transporter SEC24. Gene Ontology annotation, biological process: COPII-coated vesicle cargo loading; endoplasmic reticulum to Golgi vesicle-mediated transport; intracellular protein transport. NCBI's taxonomy places the organism in Eukaryota, Fungi, Ascomycota, Eurotiomycetes, Chaetothyriales, Herpotrichiellaceae. Gene Ontology annotation, molecular function: SNARE binding; zinc ion binding. Gene Ontology annotation, cellular component: COPII vesicle coat; endoplasmic reticulum exit site. The transcript is spliced from 2 exons. The record is from RefSeq and is a predicted model, not a curated record. Bases 1 to 2820 code for a protein of 939 amino acids.